Solanum pennellii is the source of this 423-nucleotide messenger RNA. RefSeq lists its product as uncharacterized. The record is from RefSeq and is a predicted model, not a curated record. Bases 1 to 423 code for a protein of 140 amino acids. Gene Ontology annotation, molecular function: RNA-DNA hybrid ribonuclease activity; nucleic acid binding. The transcript has a single exon. NCBI's taxonomy places the organism in Eukaryota, Viridiplantae, Streptophyta, Magnoliopsida, Solanales, Solanaceae.
AUGGCAUUUGCAGCAGCUCUUGGAACAGGAACAAACAACAAAGCAGAGAUGGAAGCAGCAAUUUUUGGAUUGACUUGGGCAUUUGAGCUGGGGUACAGAAACAUAGUGCUGGAGCUGGAUUUAAAGCUGGUGGUAAAAUUGAUGAAUCAACAGGCUGCUCCUCAAUGGAAUAUCCUUGCUCAGCUUGACAGGAUUCAAAAGUUGAUGAGCCAAACCCAGAAGUUCAAAUGCAGUCAUGUCUAUAGAGAGGCAAAUGGGGUGGCUGAUGCACUGUCCAAACACAGCCACCAAACAGGCAGUCCACAAAUAUAUUUCAGCCAACAUCAAUUGCCUAUGGCAACAAGAGAAUAUUAUCAAAUGGACUUGAUGGAAAUGCCAAAUUUUAGGAGGAAGAAAACUAAGAAAAUUAAAGAACCUCCAUGA